Messenger RNA from Mytilus trossulus (common blue mussel), 1310 nucleotides. RefSeq names its product peptidyl-prolyl cis-trans isomerase Fkbp12-like. Gene Ontology annotation, molecular function: peptidyl-prolyl cis-trans isomerase activity. The record is from RefSeq and is a predicted model, not a curated record. Gene Ontology annotation, cellular component: cytoplasm. Lineage: Eukaryota; Metazoa; Mollusca; Bivalvia; Mytilida; Mytilidae. The transcript has 5 exons. The coding region runs from base 162 to 446 and encodes 94 amino acids. Gene Ontology annotation, biological process: protein peptidyl-prolyl isomerization.
UCCAUUUAUUCAUUUUAUACUAAACUGGUUCCUGGUUACAUUGUUUUUUUAUUGCGUUAUAUCCAAAUAGAAACCACGUGGGGUCUGCAUAGGAUACCAGCGAAUCACUUAACUGUACCAGCGACAUUUUUUAGACGAAAAGACCGCACAGCAGUACAAAAAUGGGAGUAGAGGUUGCUGUAACAACACCUGGAGAUGGUACAAACUACCCCAAGAAAGGACAGACAGUAAAAGUACAUUAUACAGGAACACUGACUAAUGGCAAGAAAUUCGAUUCAUCACGAGAUAGAGGAAAGCCAUUUGAGUUCAAAAUUGGCACAGGACAAGUUAUCAGAGGAUGGGAUGAAGGAGUUGCUCAGAUGAGUAAAGGAGAGAAGGCCAUUCUGACUUGUUCACCUGAUUAUGCUUAUGGAGACAAAGGAGCUGCAGGAGUAUAUCCUUUAUAAAUAACUUAUCACAAUAGAUAUAAGAAAAUCUGGUAUGAGUGCCAAUGAGACAACUCUCCAUCCAAGUCAAGUAAAGCAUUAUAGGUCAAAGUACAGUCUUCAACACAGAGCCUUGGCUCACACCAAACAUCAAGCUAUAAAGGGUCCCAGAAAUGACUAGUGUAAAACCAUACAGGUUCAGCUGUCCCCAAAAAACCCACAAAAAUUAAUAUCCUAUUACGGUAAAGAAGAAAGCAAUUAGAAAUUCCAUAAUAGAAAACAAAGUUUAGGUGUCUCAUAGAGGUUUAUGUUUAAACAAUCAUAAACAACACACAGUGUCUGUCAACUCUACGGGAUAGUUGUGGAAGGAAGGCUUGAAGUGAUUUUUUCAGGGUCAGUUGCAUAAACAGAUGUUUUGCUUUAUCAUUAUGCAUAUUAUAUGUCUAAGUCAUUAUGGACAGUACUUAAUAGAUGAUACCUUUUUCAAUUUUUCCUUAACUGAUUCCACUAUACCUCCAAAUGCUGUACUGAAGUUUGAUGUAGAACUGAUCGAUUUCAAAUAGACCAAAUCAACAGAUGAAGAUUUUUUAUAUGUAGUCUUUAAGCGUAGUGAUUUUUAUACAAAAUUUUGGAUUUUAAUGGACAUGUUCAAUGUUUGUGCAAUCAAAUCUUUGCUAUUCUCGGUUAAACAACAUUGAAAUUUAAAUAUUCUGUCAGUUAUUGUAUUUUAUAUGUAUGGCAUUAUUAUGCAAAGAGAAUUGUACUAAGGAUAUGAGUAUCAGUAUCAUCUCGGGUUGAAAAUGCUAAUAAUAUGCAUUCUGUUUGUCAGUCAACAAAUACUUUUUAAGAUCAUUUUUGUCAUCACAAUAAAAUCAUUCUACUUUU